AGUCUGAUUUCCAACCUAACCCACCAGAAGAACAUGGUGAACUGUAUGACCUCCAUUCUGUCGGUGGCAACUCUGCCAGUCCGGGUAAUGGAAGAGUUUCAAUCGACAUAUGGAAGCGGCGGGCAACUUCAGGACAUCAGAAGUGAUGCCAGGAAGGAAUAUGAGCGGUACUACUCUUCAGAAGAGGAGCUGAAUGAACAGCUGAACACCUUUGCUAACAACUGCAUGUUUGCCUACUGUGGAGAAAACACUGUGGAAGUACAGAUAGACUUUCCCUCUAACAGAGAGUACAAUGACAACGUUGCCAGUGAAGAGUUGCCUCUUGCUGAAGAGUUCCAGGAUCAUCUUAAGUGUUUCAUCGACACCAGCAAGACGGCGCCUGAAGAACGAUACAGAAUGGCCGAGAAGCUUAUCGAGCAGCUACAUAUAUCGUCUAACAACUACAGGUCAACUCUAGUGGAGAGGAUUCAACAGGAGAAAAUGGACAUCAAGUGCCUUCAACUACUCCGUGCCAUGAUUCACAAUGAGGAACGGAAGCUCCCGGCAAACUGGGAAAUGUACCCAAAGAAGAACAAAAAGUAA
Molecule: messenger RNA, 582 nt
Organism: Branchiostoma belcheri (Belcher's lancelet)
Lineage: Eukaryota; Metazoa; Chordata; Leptocardii; Amphioxiformes; Branchiostomatidae
Exons: 6
Coding region: 34-582 (182 amino acids)
Source: RefSeq, a predicted model, not a curated record